Messenger RNA from Piliocolobus tephrosceles (Ugandan red Colobus), 2771 nucleotides. It is a transcript of the gene CCDC89, whose product is annotated as coiled-coil domain containing 89. Bases 1435 to 2559 code for a protein of 374 amino acids. The record is from RefSeq and is a predicted model, not a curated record. The transcript has a single exon. Lineage: Eukaryota; Metazoa; Chordata; Mammalia; Primates; Cercopithecidae.
AAAAAAAAAAAAAUGUAGUGAUGUAGUGUCUGUCAUAUUAUGGAUAUUUUUCUCAAUUUGAUUUUUACCUUCCGCUUAAUACACAUUUAUCUGAAUCUCCCCCAUGUGCCAGGCACUAGUCUAAUCAUCAAGGAUGAAAUAGACACAGUCCCUGCCAUUAAGGAUCUUACAGUCUAACAGAGGGAAGCUGGCAGAUAAAUAGUGACUGCAAUAAAAUUUUCACAUCUUCCACCAUAAGUACAAAUAGGCUAUAGUGGAUGCACUAAAAGACGUGAGUGGCCAAUUGGACAUGUCGGGGCCAGGAAAAGACUUCAGAGAUGAUUCUUAACUAAGAAUAAAAAGCUUUACUAGAGUAACAAGGGACAAAGUAGGAAAGGCAUUCCAAGCAGAGGAACACCAAAAGAUAGGGCCGGAGAGCUGGUUAGUGGAUUUGGGUUUGGCUUCAGUAGUUGGGUUUGUCUGAGGAGUAAAAUGUCAGGAAAAUCCAGUAGAAGAAAGGGCUGGAGAGACCUCAGAAGUCACAUAAUUUUAAAAAUCAUACAUAACUUUUUGAGUAAUCUUUCCCUUUCUGAUCUUACAUAAUGUUUAACAUUAAAAAAAAAAAAAUCCUUCCUAGCCCCAGAGAUUUGAUGUUUACCUUCAUUUUCUUCUAGUUUCUGUUUACAUUUAAUCUAUCAGGAGUUGACUUUGGUAUAUAAUGGCAAACUUCAUUUGGAUCUUAUUUUUUCUGUUUUAAUGUUUAUAUGGUUCACUAAACUUCCUUCUGUAACCUUACUUUAAUAAUGGGUAAAAACAGGGGGUGUUAAAUAUCUAAUAAAGAGUAUUUAUGCCCAGGUGGGGACAAUGCUAAGGACAACAAAAGAAAUUUCACUGGGGUUUGCUAUUUUAAUACUUAAAUACCAAAAGGGAGCUGUGCCAAACAUCAGGGGUGCAGAUAUGCAGCCUUUUAGGGUCCUGGCUCUCAGAAUACCACUACUACUUUGUAUUCAUAGACUGCAUAUUUUUCAGGAGCCAUCCAUUUUUCCACAAACAGUAAUUUAUUUACACCAUAACUGAAGAGGGGAGGAGGAGAAAUAUAUCAUUGCCUGCUUCAUUUGUUUACUACUACCAGAAAUUAGGUGGAGUCAGGCUUCCUCCCCUGAUGCCGGCUGGAGAUUGGGUGGGGUUGGCAUCUCUCUGCUGUACCGGCCAGACACUGAGACAGUUGACAACUGAGAGCUGUGAUUGGUUAGAAAGGCAAAAGUAACCCUACCAGGUUGGCUCUGGACUCCCCCAGAUUCCCCUGUUGUUACUUCAUAACAUUCUGAAGACCUGUCCACCAAUCACAGGACUCCUUACUGGAAAAACCAACUGCUGGGGAGUGCCAAGAGUCCCUAGCAACACCCUGCAGCUUUUGAAAUCUGAGGGGAAAAGACUGUAGUCAGCCCUUAGUGGAUGAGAGCACCUAUGUCCCAGAAAGAGCAGGCUCCCAGGAUGGACACCUCGCCCUCUGAAGAACGCUUAGAGAAGCAAAAUGAAAAACUGAAAAACCAGGAAGAGGAGAUGGAGUUUAAGGAACUGGACGAUCUGAGGGAAGCCUUGGCAAACCUCCGGGGACUGUCAGAGGAGGAGAGGAGUGAGAAGGCUAUGCUUCGCUCCCGCAUUGAAGAUCAGUCCCAGCUCAUCUGCAUCCUGAAGCGGAGGUCAGAUGAGGCCCUGGAGCGCUGCCAGAUCCUAGAGCUGCUCAAUGCAGAGCUGGAGGAGAAGAUGAUGCAGGAGGCUGAGAAGCUCAAGGCCCAGGGUGAGUACACUGGGAAGCUAGAGGAACGCUUUAUGACCCUAGCAGCUAACCACGAGUUGAUGAUCCGCUUCAAGGAUGAAUACAAGAGUGAGAACAUCAAGCUGAGGGAGGAGAAUGAGAAACUGAGGCUGGAGAAUAGCAGCCUCUUCAGCCAGGCUCUGAAGGAUGAGGAGGCAAAAGUAUUACAGCUCACAGUCCGGUGUGAGACCCUCACUGGGGAGCUAGAGACGCUGAAGGAGAGGUGUGCUCAGGUUGCCUGCCAGGCACAGGCGCGGGAGAAGGAGCUGCUGAAGCUACAGAGCCAGCAGGCCUACACCCACACCAAGGAGACAGAACAGCUGCGCAGCCAGCUGCAGACUCUCAAGCAGCAGCACCAGCAGGCUGUGGAGCAGAUGGCUAAGGCAGAGGAGACACACAGCAGCCUAAGCCAGGAGCUGCAGGCCAGGCUGCAGACCGUCACUAGAGAGAAAGAGGAGUUGCUGCAGCUGUCCAUGGAAAGGGGCAAAGUGCUUCAGAACAAACAGGCAGAGAUCCACCAGCUUGAGGAAAAGUUGGAGAUAGCAAAUGAGGGCAGGAAGCAUGCGCUGGAGCGGUUUAAGCAAGAGGCAGUGGCUGUGGACAGCAACUUGAGAGUCAGGGAGCUUCAGUGCAAAGUAGAUGGGAUCCAGAAGGCCUACGAUGAACUGAGGCUGCAGUCUGAAGCCUUCAAAAAGCACAGCCUGGAUCUUUUAAGCAAGGAGAGAGAACUCAAUGGCAAACUCCGCCAUCUCUUUCCAUAAGCAAGUCUCUGCUUCCUCUGGCCUGCAAUUCAGAAUUCAAACAUUUGUGUCUUAGCAUUAUGGCAAGAGUAAAGAUGAUAUCCCAUUUAUUAUACUUUUAAGCACAAAAGGCAACUCAAAGAAAAGCUACUUUACUAUGAUAUUGUUGUGAUUAUUGUAAAGCCAUUAUUAAUUUUCAUUUCUACCACCUAGAAUACACAAGAUUUGCCAGA